GUUAUACAUAUCCAUCACUAUCCAUAUAUUCUAAAUUUUGGAGUGCUUUGACCUUACACAUUUGAUCUGCCAUCGAUAUUCUAUCUCCUCAAGCCCGUGAUACCAAGCAUUACGGGUAAUUAUAUAUAUACAUCACUACCACCAACUAGAGCAUCUCGAUCCCAUAGUUCCAAGAUGCCUUCACUCAUGGAUUUACCAGUCGAGGUUCUUGCUCAAAUAGCGGACAUCGUCAACGAGUCCAGUCCAAAGACGACGAACUCCCUCUCUUUGGUAAAUCACACCUUCGCCGAAUUAGUAAGGGGUAAUCGAUUUCGCAUCCUAGAUUUCGGCCGGCGGGCACGGGAAGAGGUUAUUGCACAUAUCGACCACCAUGAUUUAUGGAAGAAAAUCAAGCACGUCAAAGUCAAGGCCUCUUCCAUACACAAAUACAAAUUCGCCUUUUCCGAAAUGACGGGGUUACGAGAUGUGGAGCUCGAGUGUCACUCUGUCCCGACGGACCUGAAAUAUCUACUCGAAGUACUUCGAAACCAGCGAAACACUAGUCUUCAUUCGAUAAGUAUGAAGCACAAGUAUGGGCCCAUUGAGGGCUGCCAGAAGAUGAUGCGGGUCCUAAAGGAGCUCCUUCUCACUUGUCCUAAUAUCCGCCACUUGAAGCUCGAUAUCGGGAUGACGAAUUUUGGGAAACCCUACCAUGGCCUUGGAUUCGUCGAUGGAGAGCGGCCUCCCGCGCUUGAAACAUUUGAUAUCGUCAAGUAUCCGUUCGGAACUCCUGAUGGAUGGAAUCCUGGUUACACUUUACGGUGCCGCGAACAGGAUUACUGGGACCGAUGUUUCGACUGGUCGCAGUUGAAGCGACUAUUUACCAGCGACCCAACGAUGUUCUCAACGUCGCUGCAAGAGUUAACAUCGCUCAAGGAAGUAGACUUCAAAGCUAUUAAGGUGUGGGAUAUAUAUCUUCUUGGAUCGGAGGGUUUGCGAAAACAUGGAAGCAAGCUUCGCAUACUUCACGUCUACGAGCUAAAGGGCGAGUAUUGGAGUCGAAAUAUGUCACCACGGAUCUCGCUGCAUUCCAUGGAUAGCAAAGAACUGUCCCUCACCUUAGAUCAUUGUCCUAACCUUGAGGAGCUCUCCAUCAACCUGUCAGGGGUAGAGAGGCAUCUAGACGUUGUGUUGCAUACCCUAGCGCGAUUUCCGAAGUUGCGCAGUUUGUCGCUUUAUUACACCCUUUCCCUUUCCCUCCCAGCGUACGCGACACUCCCGUUCUCCUUGGUGACAUUCUCGGGUGUAGCGAAGUUCUUCAGGGAACUUCGUGACCGCUCUCCAGGCCAACCGUCCCCACUUAGGGUGCUCCGUGUCUUUUCUCGUUGGAUGCCUCCCAUGCGAUACUGUCCCGAUGACGAUGAUAUCUCGGAUAGAAAGGUGUCCUUCGUAUGCGAGUUAUCGGAACGAGACGAUGAAGUCGCCAAAGGCGUUUUCUCGGUGACCUGUUUGGAAGUUACGGAGGAAGAGAACACCGUGAUGCGGGGUGCGCUGGAGAGGGGAUGCCCAACAAAUUCAGCGGGGGAGCUUUGGAACGGAAAGGGACCGGAGAUGUACUCGACCAAGUUUAAGCGCGCUUGGUACAGGCCGAUGUCUGACGAGGCUUGGAUGGCCUACUCGAGCACAGGGCCCACGCAAUACCCGCCGCGAAUCUGGGAGAUAUACGGGGGGGCGAUGGAUGCUGGGGGAAAUAAUAGGACAUCCGAUGGACCUACUGGUGGUUGA
This is a messenger RNA of Hypoxylon trugodes, 1764 nucleotides long. RefSeq lists its product as uncharacterized. The transcript is spliced from 3 exons. The coding region runs from base 175 to 1764 and encodes 529 amino acids. The record is from RefSeq and is a predicted model, not a curated record. Lineage: Eukaryota; Fungi; Ascomycota; Sordariomycetes; Xylariales; Hypoxylaceae.